Cydia pomonella (codling moth) is the source of this 2338-nucleotide messenger RNA. Its product is annotated as choline O-acetyltransferase-like. The coding region runs from base 47 to 1303 and encodes 418 amino acids. Gene Ontology annotation, molecular function: choline O-acetyltransferase activity. Gene Ontology annotation, biological process: neuromuscular synaptic transmission; acetylcholine biosynthetic process. The record is from RefSeq and is a predicted model, not a curated record. The transcript is spliced from 6 exons. Lineage: Eukaryota; Metazoa; Arthropoda; Insecta; Lepidoptera; Tortricidae. Gene Ontology annotation, cellular component: neuron projection; cytoplasm.
UUGCCACGGAUCAGUUUGACAUCCGGGAAUCUGCGCGAUAAUCGAAAUGAAACAAAAAAAUAAGCACGUGAUAAUUCCCAUUGGCAUUACGAUUAACAAUUCUUAUUUUGGCUACGCUCCGUGUUAUCCAUUUCUCUCUUUAACAUGGGACACGCCUAUGAUCCCUGAAUCUUGCUUCCCAGACGAGACCAACCGUCACAACAUGGAGCUGAUCUCCCGCGCGCUGUGUAUUGUGUGCUUGGAUGAAGCCGGUGGGGACAGAGCUGAUGCUGACGCUGACACCAACGCGUUCUUACGAGCCAUGCAUGGAGCAGGGACCAAGCAUCACUCUGCUAAUCGUUGGUUCGACAAAACUGUCCAGCUGAUCAUAUCCUCCGACGGCACCGUGGGCAUGUGCUACGAACACAGCGCGGCGGAAGGCGUGGCGGUGGUUCGUCUGGCCGAGCGGGCGCUAGCUCGGGCUGCGGUGGCGGCUCGGCCUGCCCCGCCGCCGGCGCUGCUGCCAGCCCCUCAAGCGAUGAAGUGGACCCUCAAGACUGACGUGGAGAGAAUGAUUGAGCAAGCUGGGAGGGAAAUUGAUCGCAACAUCGCGGACCUGGACGUGAAGGUGUACACAUACAAGGGCUACGGGCGAGAGUACAUGAAGAGCUGUCGCACCAGCCCAGAUGUCUACAUUCAGCUAGCCAUGCAGUACGCCUACUACAAGAUGUACGGGCACCUGGUCUCCACCUACGAGUCCGCCUCCCUCCGCCGCUUUCUCGAAGGCCGAGUGGACAACAUCCGCUCAGCCCACCUGCCCGCCCUGGCCUGGGCCAAAGCCAUGUGCGCUGACGAGACCCCGCCCCUCUCCGAGGCUGAUGACAGCCAGAAAAAGGUGUCUUUUAAUUUAUAUGGGGAGCAGAAGAAACUGGAGCUCUUCGAUGAAGCAGCGAAGAAGCAGACCGCUAUAAUGGAAGCCAACAUCCUGGGCCGGGGGAUAGACAACCAUCUCCUAGGGCUGCGGGAAACGGCGCGGGCCCAGGGUCCGCUUCCGGACUUCUUCACUGAUCCCACGUACAAGCUGAUGAAUGAGUUUAAGCUGAGCACUAGCCAGGUGGCCACCACUACCGACGGCACGUUUAUGGGUUACGGAGCCGUCGUCCCCGACGGGUACGGCUGCUGCUACAACCCCAAGAAGGACUCCAUUAUCUUCUGCAUCUCGUCCUUCGUGUCAUCCAGCGUCACCAACACCGAAGCCUUCCGGCAGUCGCUGGAAGAGGCGCUGGACUCCAUGAAGCUGAUGUUCCAGCAUCGGCAGACCUAAACAUAUAUCAUGUCCUGCAUCCAUCGCGCUGUCAUCAACACAACGGCGUUGAGGUGUGAGGUGGAGUCAAAAGGGUGAUGAGGACCGCCGUAGCCGAAAGAUUUGGUAAUGAUUUUAGAGGUAUUGAAGGUGAGUUUCAAGAUGUACUGGGAAAAUGAUGGUAUAGGGUCUAAACGGGUUAAAAGUUGAUCUCAUCAUAGUAAAAAAUGUUUGAAAAUGUACAAAAACAUCUUUCGAGGUAAAAUGUCGAGAGAUUUUCUUCCUUGAAUAAACGCCUACCAAAUACAGAGAUCAGGAGAAAAACGGUAAGUAGUUGUAAAUGUAUGUUGAAUGCACGGCGUUUUAAAGGAAAUUAGUAAAUUAAGCAAAGUAAAAAGUAACCUUGAAAUUAGUUAUCAGUCUCUGGUUUGUCAUUUAUAUUGGAGAAAUAUUAAAAAGGUUAUUAAAAAUAUAUAAAAUAAACGUUGGUCGCUUUCCAAGCGAUAUUUUGAAUAUUUAAUAACAUUUUAAGAAGUAAACAACUUUAUUCCGUAUGUAAUACGCACAUUACGUAGUUCUAAGAAACGUAAUUGAAGGGUAAGGGAACUAAAACAUAUCAAAAAUGAUGUCCUAAAAAAUGUAGCUGUAAAUGUUUGACUUUAAAUGCUUACAAUUUGUAUGUAAAAUCUAGCAGUAUGAUCUCAUUAAAUUUGUUAAACAUAUAUAAAAAAAAAAGUAAAGACAUCCAAGUAUCUUAUACAUAUUUAAAUGCAAAGACGUAUAAAUAACAGUAGAAUUUAUUUGUGAUCAGUAAUUAGAAAAGAAUUUUAAAAAAUGUUUAAAAAAUAAUUAUGAACCUUAUGUUAACCGCUUUUUAAGCGUCUUUUGAAUGUCUAAAAAUAUAAUUGUUAUAAGUUAUAAAAUGUUAAAUUUUGUUCCGUAUUUAAUACGCACAUUGUAUAGAUGUAAGAAACGAUUAUAGGUUUAGGGAACUAAAACAUAUCAAAAUGAUUGUCCUUAUAAAAUAAACCUAGUUGUGAAUGUUCUAUUGCUUAC